Messenger RNA from Tetrahymena thermophila SB210, 1008 nucleotides. Its product is annotated as oxidoreductase (short-chain dehydrogenase family). NCBI's taxonomy places the organism in Eukaryota, Ciliophora, Oligohymenophorea, Hymenostomatida, Tetrahymenidae. The transcript has a single exon. The record is from RefSeq and is a predicted model, not a curated record. Gene Ontology annotation, molecular function: oxidoreductase activity, acting on the CH-OH group of donors, NAD or NADP as acceptor.
AUGGAUUCUUUUACAUAAAUUCUGCAAUUAAUUAAAAGCAAAUUAGGUGCCUAUAUAUUUAAUACCUUGAUUAAUGGUGGCAAGAUGGGAAUACUUAAAUUCUCUGUCCAUACUCUUCUCUUAGUAUAUGCUAUUCAUACUUACUUAAAGAGCAAGGGUUGGUUACCAAAGAAGAAAGUAACAGGACAACACAUUUUCAUUACAGGAAGUGGUAGUGGUAUCGGAAGACAAAUGGCAAUUAGAUUUGCUAAGCUUGGAGCUAAAGUAACCAUAGCAGACUUAAAUUUUGAAGGUGCCACAAAGGUUAUGAACGAAAUAAUUGCUCUUGGUUACCCUAAUUCAGCUAAAGCUUACAAAAUGGAUGUUUCUAAUGUAUAAAAUGUAAAGCAAGUAUUCGCUGAAGCCAAGUAAGAGUUUGGUCCAGUAGACAUAUUGAUCAAUAAUGCAGGUAUUGUUUCUGGUAAAAAGAUUUUAGAAAAUUCUGAAUUCAUGAUUGAAAAGACCAUCGCCGUUAACGUCACUUCUCAUCAUUAUACAGUCCGUGAAGUCCUACCUGAUAUGUUGUAGAGAAACAAAGGUCAUAUUGUAACAAUAGCUUCUAUUGCUGGUCAAAUCGGUGUCUGUGGUUUAGUUGACUACUGUGCUUCUAAGUUUGGUGCAGUUGGCUUUGACGAAUCUCUUCGUAUGGAAAUGAACAAGCUUAAGAAAAACAUUAAAACUACAUGCAUCUGUCCUUACUUUAUCAAUACUGGUAUGUUUGAUGGAGCAAAAACAAAAAUUCCUUUGCUUUUACCAAUCUUAGAAGAAAAUUGGACCAGUUAAAGAAUAGUUAAUGCCAUUCUUUAAGAAGAACCUAUGCUUGUUACACCCUUCUUAUUAAACAUUGCUAUUUUCAUAAAAUCUUUCCUUCCUGUUUCAGUCACUGACUUCAUCGGCGAUGUCUUAGGUGCCAACGAUUCUAUGAAUGACUUUAAAGGAAGAACCAAUAAACUUACUUCUGCAUAAUGA